AUGUCUUCCGCUGCGUACAACCCCGUCCGCGCCGACGCUCGCAAGGCCGACCGCCGCAGCGACCGACUGGCACGACAGACCGCCGACCACACCGCGCGCUCGGCUGCCGACAGCGCCGACAGCGCCGACAGCACCCGCCGCAGCGGCGAAGACGGCUCCGACACCGAGGUCGACGAUGCCCUGAUCACGGACGACGAGAAGCAGUGGGAGACCGUUGCGCUGGAGCGGGGGCUGCUGGGCCGACGGCCGUCGCGCGCGAGCCGCGUGCUGGGGGCGGUCCGGCGCCACCGCUGGAUGGUGGACACGGGGCUGCUGGUGGUGAUUCUGGGGCUGGUGGUGCUGCUGCAGCUGGAGGUGCGGCAGCGGCCGGCGCGGUGGCAGGUCGGGGGGGAUUAUAUGAAGACGGGGCCGAUCUUCCGCACAAAAGUCGUCAAGUGGGAGGCCGACGAGGCCUUUGUCCCCCCCAAGGACGCCGACUUUGCCAGCAACACCACGCUGGCCACGUGGAACACGCUGAUGCCGCAGGGCACGGGCUGGCACAACACCGAGGCCGCGACGACCUUCUUCACGACGACCAUGACGCACCAGCUGCACUGCAUCCUGAUGAUGGGCCGCAUCUACACGGCGCUGCGCAUGAACGCCAUGCCGUCGCCCGACCUGCCGGCGGACUACCACUCGCACUACCUGCACUGCAUCGACUAUCUGCGGCAGGCGGCCAUGUGCGCGGGCGACGUGGCGGUGGAGGCGCACGAGCCGACGGACGCGUCGGACAAUGGGGCGCUGGACGGGGGGUGGAGCGGUCAUCAUGUGUGCAAAGACUACGGCCAAAUCACGAGCUACCUCGAGAGCCAAAUCCGGGACGGCGUGCGCACAGUCCUGCCGAUUGACGAUUAG
Messenger RNA from Sporothrix brasiliensis 5110, 894 nucleotides. RefSeq lists its product as uncharacterized. Gene Ontology annotation, biological process: mycotoxin biosynthetic process. The transcript is spliced from 4 exons. The record is from RefSeq and is a predicted model, not a curated record. Bases 1 to 894 code for a protein of 297 amino acids. NCBI's taxonomy places the organism in Eukaryota, Fungi, Ascomycota, Sordariomycetes, Ophiostomatales, Ophiostomataceae.